Sitodiplosis mosellana (orange wheat blossom midge) is the source of this 2066-nucleotide messenger RNA. RefSeq names its product juvenile hormone esterase-like. The record is from RefSeq and is a predicted model, not a curated record. The transcript has 7 exons. Bases 398 to 2023 code for a protein of 541 amino acids. NCBI's taxonomy places the organism in Eukaryota, Metazoa, Arthropoda, Insecta, Diptera, Cecidomyiidae.
AAUGAUUGAAUAUUAGUAUAUUGAAAUUUAUAAACUAUUUAAAUGCCCUUUACAUCUCAUCCAACACUUCUAAAUGAACAAGAAAAGAAACACACGAAAAGGCUGAAUCACUUUCUGACGUCUUGCAGUAUGCAAAUUGCUAAUUUCAAGUGACUGGUUUUUAGAGACUGGCAAUAACGAAGUGUGCAAAAAUACUUUUGAAUCAUUGACAUUUUUGAAGGUUAUAAAUAUUUAUUUUUAACAGAAAUAAAUUGUGAGUAAAAACUGUUCAACUCGACAUUCGCUUGCAGUGCGAAAAAGGUCGUCCCAAUUUGAUUAUCACUCUCACGCUGAUUAAUCACUACGUUCAGCUUUGAUUUAACUUCAACUUCUAGUCAAUUCGCACGAAUCGUGGAAAAUGCUCAUAAAAGUGAUUUUGCUGCUCGUUUGUGUUCAUGUUUUGUUUGGAAGCAUAAAUUUAGAGAAAUAUUUGUGGAAAACAUGGAAAAAUAACACAUUUUACGCCUUUCGUGGCAUUCGGUAUGCUGAGCCACCAACAGGUUCAUUGAGAUUUAAAGCACCUCAACCCAUAAAAACAUGGAAUAAUAUACCAGCAUUGUUUGAGCAAAUUCGAAAUGAAGAUGCUUGUGAUUGCCCAUCGCCGAAUACUUCAUACGAUGAAGAUUGUUUGUUUCUGAAUGUGUACACCGAACAUUUGAAUGGUUCAAAACCAGUAGUUGUAUUCAUUCACCCGGGUGGUUUUUACAUUGGAUCUGGCAGCUCCGCUAACUACGGGCCCGAGUAUUUGUUGGAAGAAGAUUUGGUGUUGGUAACAUUUAACUAUCGACUAGCAUUCUUUGGAUUUACAAGCGUUGGCACCAAUGAUGCCAUCGGAAAUGCUGGAUACAAAGAUCAAGCGCUGCUUUUGAAAUGGGUUUAUGAUCACAUUCGACACUUUGGUGGUGAUCCAAAUUGCGUGACUCUGAUGGGCGAUAGUGCUGGCGGAAUGAGCGUUCAAGCACAUCUAGUCUCACCACUUUCAAGUCACCUGUUUCAUCGAGCCUUUGUAAUGAGCGGCGGAAUAUUGCCACAAGCUAAAUCUCCGUCGUCGCAAAUGCAUUUAGUCGAAAAACUAGCUCGUUUACUUGGAUGCUCCGAAAAUGAGAACACAUUUGAUUGCAUUAAAAAGGCUAACACAGUGUCAAUCACCGAUAGUUUGAGGAAAAUUUUCGAAUUUGGAUGGGACAAUCCAGUUUAUCCAUGGUUGCCAAUCGUCGAACCACCUAGUGAUGAACAACCAUUUUUGAACGAAGAUCCGAUGAAGUUAUUUGAAACGGGAAAAUUCAGCAAAAUUCCAGUUAUGGUCAGUUUGACAAAACACGAAACUUCAAUGUCAGCGAUGUACCUAUUCGAACACAGAGAUCUGUUGACACAAUGGGUGAAUGACUUCGCGCGAAUUGGACCGAUUUGCAUGCAAUAUGAACCAAAUGAUACCGUUUCGGAUAGGUUAAAAGAGAGAUACGCGCCGUAUGAUGUCGAUGAUAAGGAACAUUUCAUUGAUUUGUUCGACAGUUGUGCUGAGAGUUUUUCAGAUUCAACCAUCACAUUUCCUCUCCAUCGAAUGGUGCAACUCGUAAAAGAUGCAACCGAUGUUUAUUACAUGAAAUUCGAUUUCCAUGGGUCAUACAGCGGAUUCAUGUGCAAUUCAACUAAUGACAAAGAUUUAUGUGACGAGAUUGCAAAGAAAAAUAUCGUUGAGCAUUGUGACGAUCUUCAAUACCUGUUCACGGCAGCCAAUAUUCCGAGAAUUAAAGAUGAAUCGAGUGCCGAAGGUCAAAUCGUAACGAAAUACACAAAAUUGCUAUACAGUUUCGCAAAAAAUGGUUAUCCGUACUUCGGCCCAGACUUAUUAGCAAACACCGCAAAGUUCGAUGCUGAUGAGAAAUAUGUCUCUUUUGAUACAAAAUUUGAAGUAAAAAACAAUCCAUUCCGAAAUGCUGCUCUAUGGGAUUCCUUGUAUCCAAUAGCAAACAAUGAAAAAUAACAAAUGAAAAUACACACACAAAUUUUGGUUUUCCGAUAGAAAA